AUGAGCGAACCAACUGACAAAGAUUUCGCUGACAACGGCAAUGUCUCAUCCACCGGCACAGAACCUGGCCGAAUUAUGACCCACGAGGAGCGCGAAGUGGCCCAGGCCGCUGCUCGCUUUGGCUAUGGUCCUCUCGCCCAGGUCUCAACCACCGCUGAGCGUCUCCCGGCCUUUGGUGGCGAAUUCCAGCCCGGUCUCUAUCGUUCUGUCGAACAACGCAAGUUCGCCAAUCCUGCCCCCAUGGGCUUGGCUUCUUUCGCUCUCACAACAUUCCUCCUCAGCUUGAUCAAUCUGCAGACGCGGGGGGUAACAACGCCAAACAUUGUGGUUGCUUCUGCAUACGGAUAUGGCGGUUUGGUUCAAUUACUGGCUGGGAUGUGGGAGAUGGCAGUUGGCAAUACUUUCGGUGCCACUGCGCUUUCAUCAUAUGGUGGCUUUUGGAUCACCUAUGGAAUCAUGUUCACCCCUGGUGGAUUCGAAAUCGUCAAGGAAAUGACGGAGAAGAACGGAGUCGCUGGUCUCCAGACUGCAGUGGGAUUGUGGCUUUUUGGUUGGUGGAUAUUUACUACAAUCCUCCUGCUUUGCACGCUUAAGUCAACGGUCGUAUUCUUCCUCCUCUUCCUUACUGUCGACCUUGCCUUUUUAAUGCUUGCACUCGGCCACAUUUUCCUGGGAUCUGAGUCUUUGCCUAACACUACUCUUGUCAAAGCUGGCGGUGGAUUCGGAGUUAUUGCAUCGUUCCUGGCGUGGUACAGUGCCCUGGCGGGUCUUGCUGAUACCAGCAACAGCUUCUUCAUCAUUCCGGUUGCGCAUUUCCCGUGGUCGGCUAAAGCAUUAGAGCGCCGGAAGAUCAAUCACGAAGCCGUCUAG
Paracoccidioides lutzii Pb01 is the source of this 870-nucleotide messenger RNA. Its product is annotated as GPR1/FUN34/yaaH family protein. The transcript has 3 exons. The record is from RefSeq and is a predicted model, not a curated record. Gene Ontology annotation, cellular component: plasma membrane. Gene Ontology annotation, molecular function: acetate transmembrane transporter activity. Bases 1 to 870 code for a protein of 289 amino acids.